Cylas formicarius (sweet potato weevil) is the source of this 3298-nucleotide messenger RNA. Its product is annotated as angiomotin-like protein 1. Gene Ontology annotation, biological process: actin cytoskeleton organization; regulation of cell migration. NCBI's taxonomy places the organism in Eukaryota, Metazoa, Arthropoda, Insecta, Coleoptera, Brentidae. Gene Ontology annotation, cellular component: plasma membrane; cytoplasmic vesicle; bicellular tight junction. The record is from RefSeq and is a predicted model, not a curated record. The transcript is spliced from 15 exons. The coding region runs from base 196 to 3114 and encodes 972 amino acids.
AGUUCCCAUUUUGAGUCCAAAAUUAUUUUCUUUUCUCCAACAUUUUUCGUUUUUAAUUUAUUUCAUCGAUAGAAUAAGUGUCUGAUAUGUUGGAAACGCAAAUGUGUGUGUAAUAUAUUUAUGGAAUCUUUGGAGAAGUUUUAAUCUGACAACUGAAGGUUUGUUUUGAUUUUUGCAUUUUCUUACACUUUGAAUAUGCAACAGUCAAACCGAUAUAGAGCUUAUUCCAUCCAAAUGGGAACGGGACAAGGAAAUUUUCCUCAAAGCCUAAGUGGUAGUGAAACUGAUGUGUCUACCUCAAAUGAAAAUUUGUCGAAUGAGGAGAAAUAUGUUAUUAGACAUACCCCAAGACAAGAACCACAAGGUCAAGAAAAUCUUCAGUCUAGUAAUAGAAGUUCCUUAAGGGACAGUUUGCCAUCAAAUCGUAGUUCCUUGGAUGUGUCAUCUUCGUCAUAUAAUACUUUAAUUAUCCACAGCGCAGGAGAUGAGCCAUGGACAGGAAGAAACUCUAGUCCUCGAGAAAUAACUUCUUCUUCCUCAAAUUAUAUUCCUCAGCAGUCUAGUCUCUAUAAUGAUCCAAAAUCGUCACCAAUACAAAAGAGGAGUUCUGCCACACCCUCCCCAUCAAUUACUGGUUCGGGCGUUCAAGAAAUUACAGAAAUUCCUGACGACUACCUCAGCCAAUCAAGUGUCCUUAAGCAUUUGGCAAAAGAGGUGAAGGUUCCUUCACCUAGUGGUACUUCAAAAGAUGAUACCAUAGAAUCUUUAUUAAGAAAGUUUGAUCCUACAACUUUUGAUAUUAAUAACCUACCACCGCCCCCAGAAUAUCCUCACAAGUGGUCUGAGAAAUCUCCCCUUGAAGCCUGUGUUAACAACCGCAACAAAAUUAAUAGUGAAAAAUUAGCUCUGUCAAAAUCCCAACCAGAUUUGACAUCUGUUGGAGUCGCUAAGGGCGAUUUUACAGGUUUUAGAAGGGGUGUGUCCGCCCCUCGUCCACCAACAAAAGGCAGAGAGGAAAAUGAAUCUAAUGCUGAGGAAGUUUGGCCUUCCUCAGAAAUGAUAGAAAUCUUAAUUAAAGAAAAUAGUGCAUUAAAACACGAGCUUGAGAAUUGUUAUCAAAGAGUUGAGAAAACUCAUAAACUGGAACAGGAAAUUCUUAAAGUUCACAAAGCUCACGAGGAAUUGGGGCAAUCAUGUGAUCGAAGGGAAAGGCUUGAACGGGCUGCAAGAGCAAGGCUCCAAGCAGAUUGUCGUCGUUACCAAGAUUUGAACAGAGCAUUGAGGGAACAAGUUGAUUUGCUAUCAACUCAAGUGCUGAGUAGGUCUCCCGGACCAGAUGGCAAUGGACCAGAUAGUCUCAGGAGAGAACUGAGCAAAAGAGAGGGAAUUAUCAAGCAGUUGAUUAUGCAGAAUAAAGAAUUGGCUGCUGCUAAAGAAAGGCAGGAAAUUGAGUUGGCAGCACAGAGGGCUACAUUACAAGAACAGAGAACUCAUAUAGACAUAUUAGAUACUGCAUUAACAAAUGCUCAGGGGAAUGUUGUGAGAUUAGAAGAAGAGUGCCGAAAGAAACAAGUGUAUGUAGAAAGAGUUGCUCAGUUGCAGAGAGCGUUGUAUUCAUUACAAAUGGCUAGCGAUAGGAGGGAAGAAACCGAGAGAAAGUUGCGAUUGCAACUGGAAAGAGAAUUGCAAAGGACAAAAGCAGCACAAGGAAAUGAGCGUAAAGGGGGUUGGGAUUCUCCAAAUGGCUCGGGCGAAUCUACAUCCGAGCUUAAGAGACAACUUAGGGAAAAAGAUGAAAGUAUCAUGAAACUGGAAGGUGAAUGCGCUAAAUGGGAACAAAGGUUCCUGGAAGAGAACGCAUUGAGACAAGCUGCGAUCGAAGCAGCAAGUAUACCUAAGGAUGCAAAAAUAGCAGCCUUGGAGAAAACUAGUCAAGAAACUGAAAAGAUUAUAGCCGAGGCGCGGAAUGAAAAGAUUAGACAUAUGGACGAGGUUCAUGCUGCGCAAAAGAAAGUUGCCGAUUUGGAAUCUAGAUUAAAAGAUUUAGAAUCAAAAUUGGCAGAAAAGGAUGCAAUGAUUAAGGUUCUUCAAAAACAUACCUACGACAAGGAUGUGUCCAUGUUGGGCAGGUCGCCGCAUCAUACCCCCCACCCUAGUUUGGGAGGAACUGAUCUUAACCUUGGAUUAGGCGCAACUGUAUCCAGGGAAGAACUAGUUAGUAGCGUCUUAACAAAUUCUACUGCGUAUGGAUCAAGCAAUUCAUACACAGGCAGCGAUUCAUCAUUCCACAUGCCCUCAUAUAGCAAAUACGAAAACAAAAAUUUCGACACAACAAAGCAGACUUUAGACAGUCAGUUGAAAGAAAUUGACAGCCAACUGGAUACUCAGCUGCUGAGUAAGCGUGGACUGUGCUGUUUUCCAGGACUCCCUAAUCCAAUCGCUGCGCAGAGAAAGGGAAAAGUACCCAAACCAUUACUGGCGGGAAUAAAGACUUCGAAUGACCGCCCUACAACAUUUGAGGGCAAUUCUACAUUUUUCACCUCUACUAGUCGUCAUGAAAAUGGUGACAUGCUAUUUCUUGAAAAACAAGGUCUUACUUCUCAACAACAAAGAAUGACAGAAACAAAUAUCACUAAUAAUACUAUUCAAGAGGCAACGACAAACAUAUGUCCCUCUCCAAGUUCAUUACCUAGACCUCCACGCUCCUCCCACCGCUCUGGGCUUCCAAGGCGUAUGGGUGAUUAUAAUCGAUUAGACAAUAGUGAGCCUCAAAGAAAAAAUUCAAAUGGUGGCGAUUCGCUAUCAUCUAAUACCAGUUCAAGGCGAGCGUCUCCUGCAAGGUCGUUAAUACCUCCUCCACGGAAACUUGGUGAAUAUGGACGAUUAAGUGAGAGUGGAGGUAGUUCCGCAAGUUUGAGAAAAUCAUCGGCCAGAAUUAGAAGCGGCAGUGCAGGAGAAAGAGAUUCAGCAUCGACAUUGAGUGAAAAUUCUGCUAGUUCAUUGCCAACGCCGUCAAAAUCAAAAAUAUAUGGGGGUAGUCUUAGAAGGGGAAAUUCGUUGGGAAGAGAUAGUAACGUGUCUUCCAGCUCCAGCAAGUACAGAAUUCAAUUUUAAACAGAGGGAAUGUGAUUGUAAAUAUUACAAUACUUAUGUGACAAGUAUGUACAUACUUGCCAUAAUGUGUUUUUACGAAAAUUUUAUUCUAAAAAUGCCAUUUUAUUUGAAACAUGUCUUCCUUUGUGCCUUGACUGUUUUUUGAACUGUUUAAUUACGCUGAUAAAUCAAUAAAUGCAGUUUG